This is a messenger RNA of Mirounga angustirostris (Northern elephant seal), 2778 nucleotides long. RefSeq names its product zinc finger protein 684 (gene ZNF684). Gene Ontology annotation, cellular component: nucleus. The coding region runs from base 270 to 1412 and encodes 380 amino acids. Gene Ontology annotation, molecular function: DNA-binding transcription factor activity, RNA polymerase II-specific; RNA polymerase II cis-regulatory region sequence-specific DNA binding. NCBI's taxonomy places the organism in Eukaryota, Metazoa, Chordata, Mammalia, Carnivora, Phocidae. The record is from RefSeq and is a predicted model, not a curated record. The transcript has 6 exons. Gene Ontology annotation, biological process: regulation of transcription by RNA polymerase II.
ACUUCCGCACACGCGCAAUGGGGCGGCAACCGGUAUUCCGUAAUCUUCCAACCUGUGCAGAGCGAAGUGGGAACGCGGGUUUCGCCCCGAGUCUCUAGGAGAGCUCUGUAACCUGAUGUUUUAGAGGCAUCGCUGGGAGCGUGGCGGUGAAAGGCAGGUAGAGAUCACUGUGUAGGAGUAUGUGCAUCAAGCUGCACCUUUCCUGGUUACAAGAACAUCAUUGGCCCUACCAGAGCCUGCAAAAGGUCUCUGUGUAAGAGCUGCAGAAAAUGAUCAACUUGCAGGGAUCAGUGACAUUCCCGGAUGUGGCUGUGGACUUCACCCCAGAGGAGUGGCAGCUGCUUGACUGUGAGCAGAGAACCUUGUAUUGGGAUGUGAUGUUGGAGAACUUUAGAAACCUCAUCUCAGUGGGGGGCCCAGUUACCCAAACAAAAGCGAUCUUCAAGGCAGAGCAAGGACAAGAGCCAUGGAUGGGGGAGGGGGAGAACCCACGUUGGCGCCAUCCAGAAGCUGAUUGCCUACUUGUUGAUGAAUCAGAGAAGUACCAGGAAAGCAAAGACAAUUUUUUGAAUUCAGUUUUGUUCACGUUCAAUAAAAUGCUGACUGUGGAGAGACUCCAUGGUUAUAACAUGAGCACAAGUCUUAAUCCUACAAGAAAAAAAUCAUAUAAAUGUAAAUCAUAUGGGAAGAGCUUGCAACCUACUUUAGAUUUACUUAAUUAUAAUAGAUGUUAUAUGGAAGAAAACUCAUAUGAAUGCACUGAAUGUGGGAAAGCCUUCAAAAAGAAGUUUCAUUUCAUUAGACAUGAAAAAAAUCAUACAAGAAAAAAACCCUUUGAAUGCAAUGACUGUGGGAAAGCCUAUAGCAGGAAGGCUCACCUUGCAACUCAUCAGAAAAUCCAUAAUGGAGAGAGACCCUUUGUGUGCAAUGAUUGUGGGAAAGCGUUUAUGCAUAAAGCACAACUGGUGGUCCACCAGAGACUCCACACGGGAGAGAAACCAUAUGAAUGCCAUCAGUGCGGGAAGUCAUUCACUUGGAACUCCUCCUUUACCCAACAUGUGAAAUCGCAUACACUUGAGAACUCGUUUGAAUGUAAGGAAUGUGGGAAAACCUUCAGGUACAGCUCAUCCCUUUAUAAACAUUCUAGAUUUCAUACAGGAGAGAAACCGUACCGAUGUAUUGUAUGUGGCAAAGCCUUUGGUAACACGUCUGUGCUUGUUACACAUCAAAGAAUUCAUACAGGAGAGAAACCGUAUGGGUGUAUCGAAUGUGGCAAAGCCUUCAUCAAGAAGUCACAUCUGCUUAGACAUCAGAUAACUCAUACAGGAGAGAAGCCCUAUGAAUGUAAUAGAUGUGGGAAAGCAUUUUCCCAGAAGUCAAAUCUUAUCGUACAUCAGAAAAUUCAUACAUAAUAUUCAUGUUGAAUAUGACAAAGCCUUAAAUACUAGAUAAAUCUUAUUAAAACAGAAUUCAUGGUGAGAAAUCUAAAUGAGAAAUUUAAAUGAAUUUGCAAGAGUAGAUUCCCAUAAAAAAGAAUCAAUGCCAAUCAUGUUCUGGAAGUGAUAAUAAAGUUUUUACAGAAAAAGUUCACAGAAAACAUUGAUUUAUAAGUAAUAGAGCAUAGAGCUUAGAAAGUGAGCAUAAAUUAAUCAAGGAAUCAGUGAAAACACUUAUUAUCUCUGAUUUUUGUUUUUAUAAUGUAGAAUUAUACAAGUGUGAGUAUAAAAUGUUUAUGUAUUACAUUAAAUUAUAUCAAUUAAAGUGAAGUACAUAUCAUUUUUUCUUCGAAUCCUAACAUACAAGUGGGAAAAAAUGUGGUCUAAUAUGAAAUAUGAAUUUCAGUAAUAUUUUUACCUAUUUGCUGGCACUUUUAAUGGGCAAGGCAGUGUUACUGAUCUGUCUCCUCUUGAGUUAUAAAACUUGUUAUAAAGAUGUUUUCCUAUGUAUGUAAACAGCAAAACAACCAAUUUAAGGCACCAUUUGAGAGGGAAGAGCCGUUGUAUUCCGUAUUACAGUAAGUAUUCAGUUGAGGAGAAUAAGUAUUUAAAUAAGCUUGUAAAUAAAACAUUUGCACUUCAAAUACUCCUGUUUUUUCAUUGAUGUAUCUACAUAAGAUGUGAGUGUAGCUCAAGUAGUGUCUAUCACAGGUACCAUCUGUAUUUGAUUUUAAUAAGUAGGGUGUCAUACUUGGCAACUUUUGGGGAGUGAGUUUUUGGGUCUGUAUUUGUUUUAAGAAAUCAAUACAGGUUUAGCACCUAGGGGUGCCUAGAACUGUCCUUGUGAUAGCAUAGGCAGCAUUAAUCAAGUUGAAAAGAGCAAGUUUUUCUGCUUAGCAACUUGAAUCUGGAAUGUGAUAUUAUAUCAGUUACACCUGUUCCCUUAAAAGGACAAACCACCCAUUAUUUAGGCUAGAGUUUUUAUUGCUGUCCACAGUGUUCCUUGCUAAUGUCAAAAACCUUUAUGCCUUCUUGAGUGGUGACAAAACAACCUGAACCUAAAUUUGGAUAUCAAGCCUUUUCAAGUUUAAGCUGAGUUACAACUCUGUUGCAUUGUUUUUCUUCCAUUAGUCAUUUUUUGAAGAGUAAUGUUGUGUAAUGACUGUAAAUGAAUGAUAGUACCUUUUUGAACAAGCAUGCUAGAACUUAAGGAACUAAAUUAAAUCUUGUCUACUGACAAAAAUUCUUUGCUUGACCAAACUUUAGUCAGGCUCCCAAACCUUCUCCUAGGCCUUCUGUGCACUUCCUUGUAAAAUCUAGUUUUAGCAAGAAUCUCACUAAA